Molecule: messenger RNA, 1473 nt
Organism: Gossypium raimondii (Peruvian cotton)
Lineage: Eukaryota; Viridiplantae; Streptophyta; Magnoliopsida; Malvales; Malvaceae
Exons: 3
Coding region: 294-914 (206 amino acids)
Molecular function (GO): RNA binding
Source: RefSeq, a predicted model, not a curated record
AAAUUUUCCUACCCACCCCUCUCUCACUCUCUCAAAUAUCCUGCUACCGGCGUCGCUAUCCCUGCUGUUGCCGUCGCCGCCUCCACCGCCGUAUUCUUUGUCUCUCCCGUUGCGAUCAUUUUCCUCCCUCUUAUUUUUCUUCUUUCUUCGCUUCACUGAAUUCCCCUUCACUUCUCUGUUUCCGGUGCCUCUUCUUGCUUUUUCCUCGCUCUGCGGCCUUCACUAAACUCCCCGACAGCCUCGCUUCCGUCACUCCUCAUUGCUCGGCCUAUAACACAAGGUUUUGAUCUUAAAUGGAGUCUGGAAAACAAAAUGAGUAUGCUGCUUUCGAGGAGAAGGUGAGGAGGACGGUUUACUUGGACAACCUAUCACCGAAUGUAACCGAGUCAGUCGUGAGAACCGCUCUUGAUCAGUAUGGAACUGUCAAGAGUGUUGAAUUCAUUCCAAACUAUCUGGAGCCACGGAACAUGCCGCAAUGCGCUUUAGUGGAGAUGGAGAAAGAAAAGCAAGCUAAAGUUGUCAUCUCUACAUUGUCAGAAUUUCCCUUCAUGAUGUCUGGAAUGCCAAGGCCUGUAAGGGCACGUGCUGCUGUGGCAGAGAUGUUUGGUGAUCGCCCGAGAAAGCCCGGCCGACAGAUACGUAUCCGUUGGUUGGACACUGCCGACCCCGAUUUCGAGGUAGCAAGCAAGCUUAAGCAGCUGGUGAAAAGGCAUGCUACUGAAACUGCGGUGAUGCUCAAGCAUCAACUGGAAAAGGAGGAGAAGCUUGCAAAGCAGCAAGGAGAAACUCUGAAAGCAAACUACAAGAAGUAUGAGAUGAUAGAUAGUUUGAUGGCUGAUGGAGCUGCUCGACGUUUGGCACGGUGCUAUAAUUUGAGGGUUUCAGAUGACUCAGGCCCUUCUACCUUUCACUGACACGCAACAACUCUAUGUACUAACGUAAGUAGCGAGGAUCUUUACUUGGCAUGUAUUAGAACACUUCAGAAUCUGUGGAUAGCUUCUCUUCUCUUCUAAUUUAGGUGCACUUAGAUUUUGUUCAUGUUAUCUGAUUGCCAAGUUCUUGAGAACUUCCAUGCUAGAGAAGCAGAAAAUCACAAAAUAUUAUAGUCAAAAUAUGCCCUAUUCUAGGUAAUAUCAUCAUCAUCAUCGUCAAACCAAAGCCAUGGGUUUUAUCAUCAUCAUCGUCGUCAAACCAAAGCCAUGGGUUUUAGUUUGUUAAAAUUUGUGAGACAUGAAAACAUAGAUGGUUAUCGUUUCUUAUUAGUGACACCGAGAAUCUGGACUGUAUAUACUCUCUUUCAUACUUCCAGGAAGGUAAGCAGUGUAAAUCUCACAAGUUCAUCUUUCCCCCACUUUACCUGUAUCCUUAAAGCCUCAAAUAACCUUUCUUUCAGAUUGACAAAUUUAUUAGGGAAAACUGAUGGUUAGUGCUAAUCAUUCUCGUUGGUUUAUGUAAAAACAAUGUUUGGCCUUA